UUUCGAACGCAGGAACGAGAAUGGGAACUCCAACAAACGUUUAAAGAAAAGGAAAGACAGUUACAAGAAACACAUCUCGAAGUAAUAAAAAAGUUAGAAGAGGCAGAACGCAAGGUUGGAGAUCUUCAAAGUGCCUUAGAGACAACUCAGUCCGAGUUGUUUGAUUUGAAGGCAAGAUAUGAUGAAGAAACACACGCCAAAUCCGAUGAAAUGGACAUCAUCCUGAACGACCUGGAACGCGCCAAUCAGGUAGGUGUAUUUUAUUUGGGGAGGGGGUACGAAAGAGUGGUUCCUUACAUUUGACUGCCUGUUGCAUUACUACACUUAAACCGAGCCAGAAGGAG
Molecule: messenger RNA, 344 nt
Organism: Limulus polyphemus (Atlantic horseshoe crab)
Lineage: Eukaryota; Metazoa; Arthropoda; Merostomata; Xiphosura; Limulidae
Product: protein CASP-like
Exons: 3
Source: RefSeq, a predicted model, not a curated record